Daktulosphaira vitifoliae (grape phylloxera) is the source of this 1464-nucleotide messenger RNA. RefSeq names its product 60S ribosomal protein L22-like. Gene Ontology annotation, cellular component: ribosome. Gene Ontology annotation, molecular function: RNA binding; structural constituent of ribosome. The record is from RefSeq and is a predicted model, not a curated record. The coding region runs from base 146 to 1375 and encodes 409 amino acids. Gene Ontology annotation, biological process: cytoplasmic translation. Lineage: Eukaryota; Metazoa; Arthropoda; Insecta; Hemiptera; Phylloxeridae. The transcript is spliced from 6 exons.
UUAUUUCGUACCCCUCUUGCCUAUCACCAAUAUUACUUUUACAACUGCAUGUCUCUUUUUCGUGGUGUAUGACCACGUUAUAAAGCUAGCGGAAAAUUUCCUGUAAUUUCCAUUUGACGUAAAUUUUAUCAAUUCAAAUUUCUCUAUGGCUCCAGCAGCUACAAAACAGGGUGGGAAAGCCGGAGGUGGUGAUAAAAAGCCUGCACCUAAGAAGUCGCAAGCGCCUCAACCAGCUAAAGCAAAACAAGAUGCUCCUAAACCCAAGACCGAAACUAUUAAGGUGCAGCCUAAGAAAGCUGAACCUGUUGUAGAACCCAAACAACAAAUCAAAAAAGAUACUAAGCAACAAGCAGCUCCUAAAACUCAAGCUGCGAAAGAACAACCCAAAAAGGAACAGACACCAGCACAAAAGAAAGGUAGUCAAGAUAGCAGUAAAAAACCUGCUCAGCUACCUAAGACUAGUGCAAAAGCAGAACCAGUUAAAGGUAACAAUAAGAUUGCUAAAGGUGAUUCCAAGGCUACUAAGAAAACUGAACCAGAAAAACCCAAGGUUAAGGAACCAGAAGUGACACAGGUUAAAAAAGGACAACAAGCAACUGCACCUCAGUUGAAGAACAAGAAAGAAGAACCCAAAAAGGUUAAGGAAGAACCAAAAAGUAAAGCUGUUAAACGAGCAGCAGAGGAAGCUCCCAAACCUACUAAAAAGGAUAAGAAAGAACCUGUUAAAUCUGAAAAGAAACCCGAACCUACAAAGGCUGUCAAGAAGCAACCUGAAGCUACCAAAAAAGCUCCAGCUGCUGAGAAAAAACCAGCAGACAAGAAAACGGUUGAAAAGGAGACUGCUAAUAAAAGUGCUCCACCUAAAAAACAAUUGACAACUGCUGCUAGUAUUAAGAAAACUGUUGCUCCACCUACAUUAAAGAAAGCUCCUGGUGCUCCUUCAAAAGUAACUUUAAAUAAAAAAGCAAAUUCAGCACCAAAAAAACCUAAAACUACUCUUAGAGGUAAAGGCACGGCCUUGAAGAAGAAGAAGGAAACGAGAAAAAUGACUAUUGAUUGUACUCAUCCAGUAGAAGAUAGCAUCAUGGAUGUCAAUAAUUUCGAAAAGUUCCUCCAAGAGAGAAUAAAAUAUAAUGGCAAGACAAAUAAUUUCAGUAAUGUCAUUUCUCUGGAGAAAACAAAAACGAAAAUUUUUGUCAAUUCAGAUGUACCUUUUACUAAAAGGUAUUUGAAAUAUUUAACUAAAAAAUAUUUAAAGAAAAACAAUUUGAGGGAUUGGUUAAGAGUUGUUCAUAGUGGACCUGAUAGCUAUGAACUCAGAUACUUCCAGAUCAAUAAUGCUGAAGACGAUGAUGAAGAAGAUAAUGCUGAUUAAAAAUAGAACUUAAAUUUUAUUUUUAAUUAUUUGACCUUGUACAUCAUCUUGAUUAAUAAAAAUAAAAUAAUAAAAAAUAAAAAAAUUUA